CCUGGCACAGCCCUGGCACAGGGAUGGCACAGCCCUGGCACAGCUGGCCUCGCUGCUGGGGCUCAAGAGCUGACCCAGAAACGGCCGUGGGGGCAAAGGGUGAGCAGAGCCCUGGCUGCCAGCAGCCUGACACGGUGCCAGCUGGCUGGGCAGGGCCAGGGCUGGCCCCAGGGAGAGCUGGCAGCUGCACUGCGCUGGUAACCCUACCCCUGGCACAGGGGGCACCGGGGGGGACAGUGUGGGGCAGGGUGAGCAGCCUCUCAGCUGUUUCGGGGUGCACUGACCCCCCUGUUCCCUCCAGGACAGUUCCUCAGCUGUUUUGGGCUCCUUCCUCGCUGGCUCACGUGUGCAGCGAGUGACUGUGCCCAGACCCGCCGGGCACAUCUUGCAAAAUCGUUCCUGUCCGGGCACUUGGGGCUCUGCCAGCGAGGCCCUGGCAGCAAACGGGGCUGGCUGGGCUCGGACCCUGCCCGGACCCAGACACGACCCGGCCCUGCCCGGGUGACAUUGAUUAAUUAAUUGCUUCUGGACUCGGUUAAGGGGAUUCACAGGAACCGAGGGGGUGUAAUGCCCUAAGCAGCUUUCCCAACCCACAAGGGGCUCGUUGGCCCCUAAUUGGCUUGGGACAGCUUAGGCAGGACCCAGGGCAUUAAUCACGCCGGGAUCCUUCCCAAUUAACCCCGCAGAGCCCGCUGCAGGGAUGGGUCUCCCUCUGCUUGGCUUCGCAGGGCUCUGGGCAGUGGGCGGCCUCUCCCAAAAUGUCCCUGGGGUGGCUUUGCAAUGCUUGGGGCAACAGCAGGGCCUGUGCCAGGGCUCCCGGGCAUGGGGGGCACUUCCAGCCCUGCAAUGCUUGGGGCAACAGCAGGGCCUGUGCCAGGGCUCCCGGGCAUGGGGGGCACUUCCAGCCCUGCAGCCUGAGGAGGAAAGGGAACCAUGGCACAGAACAGGGAACAGAACAGAACCGCUCUUCUGUCACUGUCACACCAAGCCAGAGCACAACAAGGGCGAGAGGAGCUGUACUGAUUUUUUUUUCUGGACGCCAAGCAGUAAAUCACAGCGUCCCAGAACUGUUUGUUUUGGAAGGACCCUAAAGCUCAUCCAGUGCCACCCCUGCCAUGGCAGGAACGCCACCAACUGUCCCAGGCUGCUCCAGCCUCACUGUCCAGCCUGGCCUGGGGCACUGCCAGGGAUCCAGGGGCAGCCACGGCUGCUCUGGGCACCUGUGCCAGGGCCUGCCCACCCUCACAGGCACCAAUCCCUUCCAAAUUCAUAAACAGAAAUGUCAGUAAUUAAUAGAUUAAUUCAUGUAAUUAAACAUUACCCACGCUCUCGCCCCGCCCCCUGGCCUGACCAAUCACAGGGCAGCGUGCAUGGGAUGGGCGUGCCCUCUCAGUGGGCGUGGCGGCGUGGGCGUGGCCGCGCUGAGGAAGGCGGGCGGGCGCAGCGCAGCCCUAAGAUGGCGGCCGGGCGGCGGCGGCGGUGGCGCUGAGCAGUGGAAAUACUUGAAAUCUUCCUACUAAUAACAGGCUGUUUCAAUGUGGUCCUUAUUGCCUGACAUAAAGAGAAUUACCUUUAUCACUGGCUGUCUUAAAGCUAUUGUAGUUCUGAUCUAUCAGUGUGAUUUUAUUUAUUUAUUUACUUUUGCGUUUCAUUCUGUUUGACCAGUGAUCCUUGGCUAGUCAAGCUCGGUUUUUUGGUUUUUUUUUAUUUUAUUUUAUUGCUGUCUCUAGUCAGUGUCCUGUUUUGGUUUGGUUGUGUGAAGCUGGUGCUGGUGUUUGGUUUGUAAUCCUGUAGGGCAGCGUGCAGGGAGGGUCAUAAAUCUGCAGCAGGGUUUGGUGGCUUUUUUUUUUUUUCCUCCUUUUUUUUGUGUGUGUGUGUCUCUUGUUUUACUUCCAGAGCAAUAACUUAACUUUUGUCCUUGCUCUGUUGAGCAAAAGUGAAAGCUAGAUGCUGGGCGCAAACUUCUGCAAUCAGCUAUCCUUUUUAACCUUUCAUAGCUGUAGAUCCCUCAUGCAGAGGAGGCUUGGUGAAAAACCAGUCACCUCAAAAGACAAAUGGGGAGCGAUUGAAGCUUUCUCUUGUCUGAGUAAAACAAUUAUAACAGAAACGUUUGCUCCUGCAGCCACGCGCACAAAAAGGCAGUUUAAUUAAGAUUGCAGCCCAGGCAGGGGUUCAGCUGGGACCUGCUGUGCUCUCCGGGCUGGAUGGGGAGCAUGCCAGCGUGCUGCUGUUCCUGCAGAUGCUCACGGAGGACGCUGAGGCAGAGGAGCAGGAGCGCUCUCCAGAGCCCUGGCUCGGCGCCGUCCCAGUCUAGGUUUGAAUUGCUGCCACCUUGAACACGCCGGGCUGUAUUUGAAAUUGUAACCAACAAAAAGAUGUGAUUUCACUUCCACCUGGUCCGUGGCAGGCAGGUGCAGGUUUAUGGAGGAGCUUCUGGAACGUUCUGAGCCCCCGUUAACGGCGGGGUCUGGGCAGGCCAGCCCCUAGGGGGGGAAAUACAGCCCGGCUCCUGUGCCUAAGCUUUAGCUGUGUGGGUUUCUCCCCCUUCCCCAGAACCUUUGCUCUUGAAGAUGGUGAGUAGCCAGCCUAAGUACGAUCUAAUUCGGGAGGUUGGUCGUGGCAGUUAUGGUGUGGUGUACGAAGCGCUCGUCAGGAGGACCUGUGCCCGCGUGGCCGUCAAAAAGAUCCGGUGCCACGCUCCCGAGAACGUGGAACUGGCUCUGCGCGAGUUCUGGGCCCUUAGCAGUAUCAAGAGCCAGCACCCCAACGUCAUUCACCUGGAGGAGUGCAUCUUGCAGAAAGAUGGCAUGGUGCAGAAGAUGGCCCAUGGCUCCAGCUCCUCCCUGUAUCUGCAGCUCGUGGAGACCUCACUGAAAGGAGAAAUAGCCUUUGACCCCAGAAGCGCUUACUACCUGUGGUUCGUGAUGGAUUUCUGCGACGGCGGCGACAUGAACGAGUACCUGCUGUCGCGCAAGCCCAGCCGCAAGACCAACACCAGCUUCAUGCUGCAGCUCAGCAGCGCCCUGGCCUUCCUGCACAAGAACCAGAUCAUCCACCGCGACCUCAAGCCCGACAACAUCCUCAUCUCGCAGGGCCGCGCGCCCGCCGAGCCCACGCUGAAGGUGGCGGAUUUCGGCCUCAGCAAGGUGUGCUCGGCCUCGGGCCACAGCGCCGAGGAGCCCGUCAGCGUCAACAAGUGCUUCCUGUCCACCGCCUGCGGCACCGACUUCUACAUGGCCCCCGAGGUGUGGGAGGGCCACUACACGGCCAAGGCCGACAUCUUCGCCCUGGGCAUCAUCAUCUGGGCCAUGCUGGAGAGGAUCACCUUCGUGGACACCGAGACCAAGAAGGAGCUGCUGGGCAGCUACGUGCGGCAGGGCGCGGCCAUCGUGCCCGUGGGCGAGGCGCUGCUGGAGAACCCCAAGAUGGAGCUGCUCAUCCCCGUCAAGAAGAAGUCCAUGAACGCCAGGAUGAAGCAGCUGAUCAAGGAGAUGCUGGCGGCCAACCCGCAGGACCGGCCCGACGCCUUCGAGCUGGAGCUGCGCCUGGUCAACAUCGCCUUCAGGGACAGCAGCUGGGACACGUGAGGGCGUCCUGCAGGGGUGCUGAGCCCCUGGCUGCUGGAGAUUUGGAGAUUCCCCACCGGAAUGUGGAGUUGGCCGGCUGUGAAAUCCCCGAGGGCGUUCCUGGGGCUGCUGCGCUGGCACGGGCAUGGCACAAGAGCCAACACUACUUGAUUUCCAGCACUCUCUCGUGGAGUGUCCCACACAUUCCAGUUUCCUAUGUCAGUAUUAGGAACUCUCAUGGAAAAAAAAAAAAGGAGAAAAAAUCGAUUUGCAUGCUGGCAGUGCAAAUCUUGAGGCUUUGUAAUGUAGUCUGUGUAUAUAUUUAUGUAUAUGGGUGACUGGGAGUGUGUGGCACUUAAAUUAUUUGCUGUGGGUCUGGAUGAUUGGGGCCUGCUAGAAAUCUGGGUGAAGAAAGUGAGUGAGAAAAACUCCUUCUUCCCCAGGCCUGAAUGACUUUAUUAUUUAUUUUUGUUAUCUAAUUUCAAAGACUUGACUUUGUAAACAAAAAAAAGCAAUGCAAGGGGAUCAGCUGCUUUCAAAGUGCUAACAUGGCUGGUCUUGGCACUUGGAGCUUAAUGAGCUCAUCACUGAGGGAGUCAAAUUAGAAAUGUACAGUCAGGUGCUGGCAGGGGGGCUGGCUCACUGAUCAGUUGAUUUUGCUUUUAUUAAUCAGUUAAUUUGCCUUUUCUCACCUGGAAAUGGCUGUAAGUAUUUCCUUGUACAAUUUGCUUUUUGAAGUCUGUUCCCUCUUAGUGUUGGGACAGCAGUUCUGGGCACUCAGUGUUCAUUUUCCGAGUGCAAAUAAACAAAAUGUUAUUUUUUGGUUUUCCAAAAGCAAAGGAUUCUGAUUCCACCCAACUUGUGAGGCUUUACAGGCCGCAGGUGGCUCUUACCUGGUGCUGUGUGAGCUGGUGCCUGUCCCCAGCUGGCCUUAGUUCAUAAUUCUUGUUAUUUCCUUUCACUUCAUCCUCGUAGGGAGUGAUCCUCAGACAAACACACUUUGCUUGUGCCAACUCUGCCUCUCAGUUCUCACAUCUCAGCAGGGUGAGAAAAGGAGGUUUAUUAUUCAUGUUAAACUUGGGAGCUGUUUAACACCAAAGGGGUGAGCAUCCCCUCCCUUACCCAGCCAGAAUGGCAGAAUUACAGAGCCAGAAUCAGCACUGCUCCCCUCUGAGGUGCUCUGUGAACCACCUGGCUCCCCUCUGCCUGCAGGGCACAAAUCAGGGGCUGGCACGGGGAACUUUCGGGGUUUUUGACUCCCAAAGUGUUUCUUUGCACUGAUUGCCACUUUAUAGGUUGGGGGUGCCUGAAAUCCCUCUCAUGGUGCUUCUCCUCGCUGUUGGGUGACACUGGUAGUCCUCGAGCUCUGUGUUCUCUUUGAUUUUUUUUGUUGUCUGAGGUCUUUUGUUUUGAGAAAAUAAAUCAAGUUGUUGUAGCAGCUGCGGGGUCGUUCACCAGCGUGACACGAAGUCAAGACACUUUUCAGCACUUGGGAAAGAUUUUUUUUUUUGUUUUUUCCAUGUUUUUCCUUUAAAAACUGUAAAAUAUAUUUUACGGAGAAUUUAUAAUGAGGAAAAUUAUUGUGUAAUUUAUUAAGUUCAUGACUGUUUUUGAAAUAAAACCUUGAAUUUCGA
Messenger RNA from Zonotrichia leucophrys gambelii, 5200 nucleotides. RefSeq names its product PDLIM1 interacting kinase 1 like (gene PDIK1L). Gene Ontology annotation, molecular function: protein kinase activity; ATP binding. The transcript is spliced from 3 exons. Gene Ontology annotation, biological process: protein phosphorylation. Bases 2571 to 3587 code for a protein of 338 amino acids. Lineage: Eukaryota; Metazoa; Chordata; Aves; Passeriformes; Passerellidae. Gene Ontology annotation, cellular component: cytoplasm; nucleus. The record is from RefSeq and is a predicted model, not a curated record.